CACCCCCGCAAUCCCAGAGCCACUGGCACUACCACUCACUGCAGCACUGGGCGAGAGACAAGGGUUGGAACCUGGACGGAGCUGGGGUGAGAAAACCUUUCCCAUACCCCCCCCGCACGUUGCAUUCAAGUACCGUACCUUCCCAAUGCCCUCCUCCCUGGCCAAGACAAAUCCUUCGGAACGAAGCCACCAGUGUGACUCCCAAGCAGAAUAUCAUAAUAUUAUCACAAUGUCAUCAUAUCUCGGUCCUCAUGGAGAAACCCGCUUGGAUAUCAUACCAUGCACUUGGGGACAAACCUUCCGGAUACCAUCAGCCGGGAAAUGUGCCAUGGAAAAAAGAAAAAAUACUCUAGAUUUUAGUGAUUUCCUUAAAAUUCUUGGCGCAACCUACCACCCAAAGUGCACCGUACUCUUACACUACUUUCGAGUGAUGGUAGACCACUCAUAGCAAUCUUUUCUGACUAACAGUUCACUUUCCAGUGAAUGGUGGUAUUGAAAAUGCUGACUAUUUUCAUGGCAUCAUGAGCCACUGCAAUGUGUUGGUUUCCCAAAAAGGUUAAAAUUCGUGGGUUUUUGGGUGCGCGGGUCUAAGCGAGUCAAGGGUCCGAGGACAUCACAAUCGCAUCAUCGCAUCUGGUGCCACUGCCGGCAUCGUACUUGUACUCGUACAGUACUUGCGCUCGAGAGAAGCUUAUGCUAACAUCAUUGCAUCCCCGCUGGGUCUUUUUAUCGAGGUGAGGACGACAAAGCUAAUAUUCCCAUCAACAGUACCUACAAAAAACCCCAACCCAACGAUACUCCCUAACAUCCGAGAGACGAAAAGGGGAAAUACCAUUUAUCCUGUCCUAGCCUAUCAGCAGCGGCAGACUUAUCGCAUUAUCAGGCUUCUGCCUUGAAAGACUCCCCGCGUUUGGGAAACUAUCCCCCGUAUUCCUCUUUUUAUCACUCUUUAUUCUCUCUGCACAAGCUAGCAAACACGACACUCACUUCAAUAUCGGCGUUCGAUCCCGACUCCACACAGGAAAAGCCAGGCGUCAACUACUCAACAUCACAAUGUCUGAUUUUGACGGUCGGGGUGGCCGUCUCGACCGCAACCAGUUGGUCGAUCUCUUUAGUGAACCAAUUUCCACAAAAGUUCCUAGUCAGCAGUUUAGCAGUUUUUCUGAGCACCCAGUCCGUCGGAGUUUUUUCCCGAAGACAAGCUCAAGGGAGCCUCUCCCUACAAACAAAUUUUACUCCAACCUUUUUCUCGGUAACCAAACCCAAGGCGUCUGGACCUUUCCAUAUAUGAUCUGGUGGAAUAAGACGGGUCAGAUACCCGGCCUAAGCGUCUCCCAUACGGAGCAACACCAAUUCGUGACAGGACCCGUUCCAAGUGCUGAUCCAUACCAAUAUUAUAUUUCUCCUCUUGGUAUCGCAUCUAUUACAUUCUCGGCUAAGGAAUUUGCCGAGAGACACUCGAACAUCUCUCUAACUAAUCCACAUAGUCGCUCCGUCAACCUCAAUCUGCAUGCGAAUACUAAUAAAUAUGGGCCAAUUGGACACAAAAUAACCUUUCCUCUAGUGCAAGGCAUGGGGUUUAUCACAGGGAGAUAUGACCAGCUGACUCCUAUUAUUUCUUCAUAUUCCGAAUUCGUCAAAAUAGAAGCCUUUUCAGGUCCUUACAACGGAACACAAAAGUGGAGGUUAGGCCUUUCCGAUGGAAGGAUGUGGCUUCUAUAUGUUUUUCCAGCAGUUGGGUCUGAGUCGCCAGAGUUCACCUAUAAUCCUGGAGAAGGGCUAGUAGGAUCCCAUGAGUUCACAGGAGUCAUACAGAUUGCAAAAGCCGAUGCCGAAGGACAAAAGGGUGGUCUUGAAGAAAUUACGGAUUCAGCGGCUGGCGUGUACCCUGCUACCGUUGAAAUGACUGGAGGUGUGGUUGGGGAUGUUGGGAGCUACAAAUUUGAGUAUAAAGGCUGGAGAGACGAGGAGUGCGAAGGUGCAUUGAUGUAUGCUUUGCCGCAUCAUAUUGCGAGUUUUGAUGACAAUACCUUAAGGGGAAGAACCGGCCUCAAGCUGCAAUCCCCAACGAAGGGUCUUAUGGAGGCUGUCCGCGGAAAUAGUUGGACAAUGGUUGAACGAAACCUACCCACGAGUGUUGCUUGGCUAGCCACUCGCGGUCAGAGGUUGAACAGACACACAACGGAACUGAUCGAACGAACAUUAGUCAGUGAGAUCAAGAGCAAUAUCAUAGGCGAAACGAAUCUGAAUAGCAUGUAUUUUAGCGGGAAGGCAGGUUGUUCUCGGCCUAAUAUUCCGCACGACGUUGUAAAAAAAGAAAAUCUGAUCCGGGAGGCGCUGGGGAAAUUGAUUACAGCCCUAGAUCCCUAUGUCAAUAACCGUCAAAAUCAGCCACUCGUAUAUGAUGAAACUUGGAAGGGGCUCAUUACCAGUGCAAUUAAGCAGGGUCAGAUGGCAGAUUUCGGAAACGGCAUGUAUAACGAUCACCACUUCCAUUACGGAUACUUUGUAUAUACCGCUGCGGUCAUUGUGCGGCUGGAGCAGAGUCUAAACAAAGGAAAAUCACCUUGGUUGGAACGUAACAGGGACUGGGUCGAUAUCCUCAUACGGGACGUGGCUAACCCGAGUACAUUGGACCCCUAUUUUCCGGAAUCUCGCUCAUUUGACUGGUUCCAUGGCCACUCCUGGGCCAAAGGCCUUUUUGAGUCUGCAGAUGGGAAAGACCAGGAAUCUUCAAGCGAAGACAUGAAUUAUGGAUAUUCCCAGAAGCUUUGGGGCAAAGUAACUGGUGAUAAAUCAAUGGAAGCCCGGGCCGAUUUGAUGUUGAGUGUCAUGAAGCGGAGUUUCAAUCAAUAUUUUCUACUGAAAAGUGGAUCUAGAAACCAUCCCCCAGGUUUUAUAAAUAAUAAAGUCACAGGGAUCCUGUUUGAAAACAAGGUGGACCACACAACCUAUUUCGGUCACGUCAACGAACGUAUCCAUGGAAUACAUAUGAUACCAAUCACUCCUAUAUCACCCUGGUAUCGCGACCCAGUUUUCUGUAGAGAAGAAUGGGAAACCUGGUUUUCAAACGGUAGGGUGAACAAAAGCGAAGGGGGGUGGAACGGUAUAUUGCAAGCGAAUAGGGCAAUUUUCGAUCCAAAGGGUAGCUGGGCAUUUUUUACCAACCCUGAUUUUGUCAAGGAAUACCUUGAUCCCGGAGCGAGUAAAAGUUGGUACUUGGCAUUUGUGGCGGGCUUGGGUGGUGAGGAUUAAUUAGGCGUUCAUAGUUAGGCAUUGGUGGACUUUGGUGUUAAUUUACGGGGGCGAUCGGGGGGCAAAAGAGUGGCAACCUGUUUGCAAGCCGUUACUAGUAGGCAUUUCUUGUGAGCUAGCAGCAUAUUAUCGACAUCGGCGAGUGAUCAAACGUGAA
Messenger RNA from Tuber melanosporum (Perigord truffle), 3412 nucleotides. RefSeq lists its product as uncharacterized. The transcript has 10 exons. The coding region runs from base 1054 to 3255 and encodes 733 amino acids. The record is from RefSeq and is a predicted model, not a curated record. Lineage: Eukaryota; Fungi; Ascomycota; Pezizomycetes; Pezizales; Tuberaceae. Gene Ontology annotation, cellular component: cell surface. Gene Ontology annotation, molecular function: glucan endo-1,3-beta-D-glucosidase activity; endo-1,3(4)-beta-glucanase activity.